UAUAAGACAAAAUCAUCUUGUCCGAAAAUUUGCCAAAAAAUAAAAAAACCCUAAAAAUUCAUCCAGUUUCUUCCAUUUGUAGCCGUCUGAUUGCAUCACACUUCACUCUCCCUCCAUCUCCGCCUUCAGACAGCCCUCAAAAAAUGAACUGAAAAACACUCUGUUUUGGCCCUUCUCUGCACAGCAAGCUGAUAAAGCAUCAAUGGAAAUGCUUCAAAUUAAAUACUAAACUACCUUCUUCGCAAGCAGAUACGAAGAAGACAAUAGCUUUUACUUGGAGGUUCAGAAGCAACCUAUGAGCCCAUUCAGGAGUUGAUUCAGUGUGUCAACUUCUUUUAUAGGAUCUUCAUAUCAACCGCUGGAUUAAGGUUGAUUUUUAAUAGGUUUUUUUAUCAGGUUAAUCAAAUAUCCAUGUCAUCGUCACUUGCUGUUAGGGAUAUCGAUCCUUUGUUGAAGGAUUUGAAUGAAAAGAAGCAGAGUUUUAGAAGAAAUGUUGUGUCUUUAGCAGCUGAGUUGAAGGAGGUUAGGAGCCGUUUGGCAUCACAGGAGCAAUCUUUUGUGAAAGAGAGCAUAACAAGACAGGAGGCUGAAACAAAGGUAAAGAACAUGGAGGAAGAGAUUUGUAGAUUGCAGAAGAAAUUGGAGGAGAGGAAUGGACAGCUUGAGGCUUCAGUUUCUAAUACUGAGAAGUACCUGAAGCGAUUGGAUGAUCUUCAAGAGCAGCUUGUUUGCACACAAGCAACUGCAGAUGCAAGUGCCACAUCAGCUCAAGCUGCUCAGCUUCAAUGCUCUGUAUUGGUUAAAGAAUUAGAUGAAAAGAAUAAUUCGUUAAAGGAGCAUGAGGACCGUGUAACUAGGCUUGGAGAACAAUUACAUCAUUUGCAAAAGGAUCUUCAAGCGAGGGAAUUUUCCCAAAAGCUACUGAAAGAUGAAGUUUUGAGAAUUGAACAUGAUAUUAUGCAAGCUGUUGCCAAGGCCGAGGCAAACAAGGAUUGUGAAGUAAGGAAGUUGUUGGACGAGUUUUCUCCAAAGAAUCUCGAAAAGAUGAAUAAACUUCUUGUUGUUAAGGAUGAAGAAAUAGCCAAACUAAGAGAUGAAGUAAGGAUUAUGUCUGCCCAUUGGAAGCUCAAAGCUAAAGACUUGGAAUCACAGUUGGAGAAGCAGCGGCGAGCUGAUCAGGAACUGAAAAAGAGGGUGUUGAAGUUGGAGUUCUGCCUCCAGGAAGCUCGAGCUCAAACACGAAAGCUUCAAAGGGUGGGUGAGCAUAGGGACAAAGCAUUGAAAGAACUAAGAGAGCAGUUAGCAACAAAACAAGGUGCGCCAGUGGGUAUUGAAAAACAGAAUUUCUGGGAGACUUCUUGUUUCAAGGUAGUAGUUUCAAUGUCAAUGUUGAUCUUGGUGGUCUUCUCAAAGCGAUGAAACAUUGCAUAAUGUAGUUAUCGAUGUGCAUAUGGCAUGAUGUAGCACCUUAAGUCUACUUUGUGAAGAAUUUAGGAAAAAGUAGUAGAGCAAGAAGCUGUAAGAACCAUUUUUCUUGUAGAAAUGCUGCUUGAUUGUAGAGAGCAGAGCCAUCUUUCUUGCUUAAUGUCAAUGGAGAACAUUUUUAUUAUAUUUUUUUUUAAUUCUCAGGACUAGAAACAUUUACACUUUCUCUGGUAUGCUUAUCAUAUGCAUGGCAAUGGAGUCUUUACUACCAGAGUCCAGAGCUGGAAGAUUGUAAUGGCACAAUUUUGUAAUGUGAAAGGUUACACUUGUAAUUUAGG
Molecule: messenger RNA, 1763 nt
Organism: Mangifera indica (mango)
Lineage: Eukaryota; Viridiplantae; Streptophyta; Magnoliopsida; Sapindales; Anacardiaceae
Product: nuclear envelope-associated protein 2-like
Exons: 6
Coding region: 412-1419 (335 amino acids)
Source: RefSeq, a predicted model, not a curated record